Messenger RNA from Penicillium brevicompactum, 1083 nucleotides. RefSeq names its product Dehydrogenase multihelical. The transcript is spliced from 3 exons. Lineage: Eukaryota; Fungi; Ascomycota; Eurotiomycetes; Eurotiales; Aspergillaceae. Gene Ontology annotation, cellular component: mitochondrion. The record is from RefSeq and is a predicted model, not a curated record. Gene Ontology annotation, biological process: L-valine catabolic process. The coding region runs from base 1 to 1083 and encodes 360 amino acids. Gene Ontology annotation, molecular function: NADP binding; NAD binding; 3-hydroxyisobutyrate dehydrogenase activity.
AUGAGUCUUCGAGUGGUGUUAGGGGCCCCCCGAAGGGCGACCCUGUUCCAUGCCUCCGCAGUGGAUCUCCGACGCUGGCCGUCCAGCUCGGCCCGAGCUUUCUCCACGACCAUGCAGCGUGAUGCGACGUGGGGUUUUGUCGGCCUUGGACAGAUGGGGUACAAUAUGGCCAAAAACCUUCGCGCCAAGAUCCCCGCAUCCGAUACCUUGAUCGUGCGUGACAUUAACGAAGAUGCCAUGAAACGGUUCGCUGCAGAGGCCAAGGAGGCUGCACGCAGCAAUGGCGCAGGCGCCAACGAAGGUCAGGUUGAACUUGCAGAAAACGCACGCGAAGUUGCGGAGAAAUCGACAGUGAUGGUCACCAGCCUUCCAGAAUCACAACAUGUCAUCGAUGUCUACCACUCCAUCUUGAAACAUGGCGCACUCCCACCCCUUGAGCAGGAGCGCCUCUUUAUAGACACGUCUACCAUUGACCCAGUUACAUCGAAGGAUAUCGCCAAUGCCAUCCACACCACACAGACUGGUCGGUUCGUGGAUGCCCCUGUGUCAGGUGGCGUGGUUGGUGCUCGAGCUGGAACUUUGUCGUUCAUGUUUGGCGCCCCCUCGCAAUCGAACGAGUUGCUCGAGCGUGUUCGCGGCGUACUAGCUUUGAUGGGCAAGAAGGCCUGGCAUCUCGGGGAGCCCGGUGCUGGUGUCUCCGGUAAGCUGGCGAACAAUUACAUCUUGGCCCUGAACAACAUCGCCACUGCCGAGGCUAUGAACCUAGGUGUUCGUUGGGGUCUCGAGCCUAAGGCGUUAGCUGAAAUGAUUAAUUCGUCGACCGGUCGUUGCUGGCCCUCCGAGGUCAACAACCCCGUUCCUGGCGUUGUCGAGACCGCCCCCGCGUCGCGUGGAUAUGAAGGUGGCUUCGGGGUGAGUCUUAUGCACAAGGAUCUGCGAUUGGCUCUUACGGCUGCGGAAGAAUCUGGGACCCCUCUCGCCCUGGGUUCUCAGGCCCGCGAGGUCUACAAGGAGGUUGAAGAGAAGCACCGUGGCAAAGAUUUCUCAGUUGUCUACAAGUGGCUGCAAGAGAAGUCCGGGUAA